This is a messenger RNA of Anthostomella pinea, 543 nucleotides long. The record is from the annotation of a GenBank genome assembly. Lineage: Eukaryota; Fungi; Ascomycota; Sordariomycetes; Xylariales; Xylariaceae.
AUGGAGGCUCAAUGCCAGUGCGGGGGAGUCUCGUUCAAGACGCCGCUCCCGAAACCACUCGCGCUCUACAUCUGCCACUGCGCCGAAUGCCGCCGGCAAUCCAGCUCUGCAUUUGGCACCUCGGCCAUAUUUCCUCGAUUCCAGCUCCCGAAGAGCGAGCUGUUGUCUUGCUAUACGCGGCCAUUAGCCUCGGGCCACUCUUUGCAGUGCUACUUCUGCCGUCAGUGUGGCACCAGGCUCAUCCACACGACUCCGAACAAGAACGUCGUAUCGAUCAAGGGCGGCUGCCUAGAAGGUCUAGACUGGAAAGCCGCGAUCCAUAUAUGGACCAAGUCGGCCAUGGUGCCGAUCCCCGAAGGUUCGGAGUGCUAUUCUGAAGAGCCGUCAGAGUCCGACUACGGCGAGGCACAGGAGACGCUGGACCAACCAGGUAUGCUUACAGGGGCUGGAGGGAUAGAUAUGCCGGCGCCGAAACUGACAGAGGGGGCCGAGAAGCUCUCCACCAUUAGGGGUGCCUGCGAGCUGAGUGGUGGUGUAUAUUGA